AUGGCAAACGAACAAUGGAAGGACGAUAUCUCAUACGCGAUGACUCCUUUCAAAUUGAUUUCUUGGCCUCUUGGCGUUUGGCCGUUGCAAGUCUAUAACUUUUAUUCGCUAUUACGCAGUAUCUUGAGUUUCUGUUUCUUGGUCCUAGUGUUGAUUUUACCUCUUAUUGAGUUAUGCAUGGGCUGUAAUAGCGCAGAGGAGAACGUAGACUGCAUCAUGUUAAGCUUUUGCGGAAUGCUUGGUAUACUAAAAAUAACAUGGUUCCGAAUUUAUGCUAACAACUUAAUCAGCAACUACAAAUCUGCUUUAAACGAUUAUCUGACGAUUGAGAAUGUAGAAGAACGUAUUAUUAUGCGAAAACAUGCUCUUGCAGCAAGAAUUGUUUCAUUUCCUAUGCUGAUAUUCGCUUAUUUUAUGUGUAUAAUAUAUACGAUAAUACCUUUUAUGAACUAUGGUGAUAAAAACCAAAAUAUAACAGACGAAAAAAUAUUGGAGUAUCCAUUACCAUCAAAAUGUACUAUGAAAUACUUUCAUGCUCCAAUAAGCAUGUACAAAAUAUUUGUCAUCAUUCAAGCAAUUUCAAUAGCAGUAAUGAUUAAUGCUAAUCAUGGUAACGAUGGGCUUUUUAUCAAUAUUACAUUACAUGUUUGUGGUCAAAUGAAAAUUUUAAGAGCCCGUUUUGCAAGCGUAGAUAUUACAUGUCCGCAAAUCUACGAUCGUUUCAACAAACUUUUACAGAGGCAUAUUAACUUGAUAAGAAUGAUCAGAAAACUCGCCGAUGUUAUUAGCUUUAUUUUAUUAACAGAACUUUUCGUCCUGAGCAUAUGUCUAUGCAUAAUGGGAUUUCAGUUUAUCAUAGCAUUAAAAGACAAAAAUAGUGUUAUGAUUGCACAAAGUUUGAUGGCACAAAUUAUUUGUUUGGUAAAGCUAUCAAUGUACAGUUUCAUUGGAAAUUAUCUACAGAUCCAAAUGGAAGAUAUAGGUUACUUUAUUUAUCAAAGUGCAUGGUAUGAAUUUCCUAUCAAAUUGUCGAAAAAUCUAGUUUUUAUUUUAAUGCAAACACAAGCUCCAGCCAUGUUUCAAGCUGGAAAUUUCAUUGAGGUAAAUUUGUCAACUUUAGUAAACAUUUUGAAGACUUCUUUUUCGUAUUUAUCUGUACUUCGUAUAAUGCUUGAUACAUAA
Cataglyphis hispanica is the source of this 1182-nucleotide messenger RNA. Its product is annotated as odorant receptor 13a-like. The coding region runs from base 1 to 1182 and encodes 393 amino acids. Gene Ontology annotation, molecular function: olfactory receptor activity; odorant binding. Gene Ontology annotation, biological process: sensory perception of smell; detection of chemical stimulus involved in sensory perception of smell. Gene Ontology annotation, cellular component: plasma membrane. The record is from RefSeq and is a predicted model, not a curated record. Lineage: Eukaryota; Metazoa; Arthropoda; Insecta; Hymenoptera; Formicidae. The transcript has 4 exons.